AAAAUCACUUUUUGUGUCGCAAGAAAUCGUUCUCAAAAUAUCUGAUCUAACAUCGAUUAUCCAAUCCUAUCCCAAUUGCGAAGCGCGCCGUAGAGUUUUAAUCUUAAAUUCUUGAGCGUAUUCGUAAAUCAUCCACAUUUCGGCAUUUCAAUCUCCGACGAACGCUUGCUUUCGAGAGGAAUCGAAAAUGGCGCUUAAAGUUUAUGCGGAUCGGAUGUCACAGCCAUCUCGCGCCGUCCUCAUCUUCUGCAAGGUUAACGGGAUUGCAUUUGAGGAGGUGCGGGUAGACUUGUCCAAACUCCAACAGCUGUCUCCCGAAUUCAAAGAGGUCAACCCAAUGGCAAAGGUUCCUGCCAUUGUUGAUGGGAGAUUUAAGCUGUUCGAGAGUCAUGCUAUUCUUAUCUACCUUUCUUGUGCGUUUCCUGGUGUGGCAGAUCACUGGUAUCCAGCCGAUCUUUUCAAGAGGGCUAAAAUAAACUCUGUAUUGGACUGGCAUCAUUCUAAUUUACGGAUUGGUGCAGCUCCUUUUGUAUUCUAUACUGUUCUAGCACCUUUGUUUGGCCGUCCUCAGAAUUCUCAAGCAGCUGCUGAAGCUGAGGUGCUUUUAUCCAAGUCACUUUCGAAAAUCGAGUCAUUUUGGCUGAAGGGGAACGGGAAGUUUUUGGUAGGCGGCCUUAAACCAUCCAUAGCUGAUCUAAGCUUGGUUUGUGAAAUCAUGCAACUAGAGCUUUUGGAUGAGAAGGAUCACAGUCGAAUUCUGGGUCCGUACCAGAAAGUGAGGGAGUGGGUUGAGAAUACUAGAAAUGCUGCAAACCCACAUUUUGAUGAGGUUCAUAAGCUUCUCUUUAAGCUCAAAGCAACCCUUCAAAAGCAGCGCUCAGAAAAAUUGACUUCAAAGAUGUGAAGUUUUGGCUGUCUGUCUAAUUACUGCAAUGGAAUAAGUGCCAUUAAUAAGAAAAGGUGUGAAGAUGAGCUUCAGUGUAAGUAGUUUGUGUUACUUUCGAUAGAAGGAUAAGAACUCGUUUCGUUCUGUGUAAACGUACCACAGUUUCAUUAAUAGACUCGUGCGUUAUAAAUUAUCCCUUUCUUUUCUCAUAGCAUCAUGUAUCAAGAACUCUUAAACCAUAAAUGAGAGGCCAAAUUCUA
Cucurbita moschata (crookneck pumpkin) is the source of this 1146-nucleotide messenger RNA. RefSeq names its product glutathione S-transferase T1-like. The record is from RefSeq and is a predicted model, not a curated record. NCBI's taxonomy places the organism in Eukaryota, Viridiplantae, Streptophyta, Magnoliopsida, Cucurbitales, Cucurbitaceae. The coding region runs from base 188 to 904 and encodes 238 amino acids. The transcript has 7 exons.